AUGACCGCCCGGCCAGCUUCCAUCCUUCCAGCUGCCUUCUCAUCCUGGCCCCCAGACCCACCCGCCACCACCCCCGCUACUCCCUCCUCGAAAAGCACUCUGUCUGCGGGGAGGGGGAGCCCCGCACCCUACCUUCCUGCACCCUCUCCUCCUGCUGUAACUUCUGACUCCCUGUUAAAGCCAGCUUUGGGGUCCCUUCCCGGUAGUGAGACGGCAGGCCCCUCAGAUCCAAGAGCUUCAGCAGCAGCAGCACCAUCUUCGGAGGGAGUCCCGACGCUGGCCUUCCAGCCUCCUGUCUUCCCGGGCGUCCUUAGCCCCGUGCCUGGCUUAGCUGCUUCAUCCCCCGGGCAGCACCUUGCCCUGCCGGCCCCCGCAGCAGCCCAGCGGGCCCCCGCAGCAGCCCAGCUCGACGUUGGCCUGGUCUCCUCUACCUCCCCAGCCAGCACCUUCCAAGUCCUCACUGCCCAGCCUCCUCGGAGUUCCAGCAAAGUGAUCCCAGGCCUCACACCCCUGCCACCCACCGGGGCAGCCAGCUUCUCUCCAGAUACCGGCCUGAUUUUUCCAUUCCAGCAGCGUCCUUCGCUUCCCGCUGUCCACAGAAUCGCUGUGGGUAGCCAGGUCUCCUAUGCUGCCCAGGUUACACCUGGAGGGAGAGUUGCCGAGUCUAGGGGCAAGCGGAGCCCUGUGUCCACCUCAGCGCUUGUAUGUGCCCGCUCACCCACACUGUCACUCAGCCACUCCAGCCUGGCCCCCACACCUCCCAGAGUCCCUCUCCAGCCUGCAUUUGGAGAUGAGCAGAAACAGCCGGCUCUCACCCCAACCUUCUGUAGCCCUCUCCUUUCUAGGAACUGGGCAGUGACAUGCCCAAACCCUGUAUCACAGUCUGCUCUUGGGGGUGGGGUGCUCUCGGCCCCCACUUCGCAGGUCCCUGCGCACUGUCUGCUGGGCCUUGCCUUUGGAGGUACCACUCAGAGCCAGAGUGGGGUUGGGGACCCAGUGUUUGGCAGCAAGGCACCUCGACCUUUUGCCUUUGGCGGGUCAGUGACCCCCAUGGAGUGUGGGGAGCCAGGAGUCACUAUGAGCACCAACAGUGGUGGCUCCAGCUCUGGGGCUGUCAGCCCGGGAGGGACAUUGCUGAGGGGAGUCCCCAGCGCUGGGAGCAUCUUUGAGAGCAGGCUCAGCCAGAACCGCCAGUGCCUUCCCACCCUGGCCUUCCCUUCCUCCUUGGGGAGGACCGGCUUCUCUGCAAAGAAGCUUGCUCUUGGGGUCCUGUCCAGUGCCCCCUUUGCACAGAGUAGCUGGCUCCCGGGACCAGCAAAGCUCGGCUGCAACGUGGGCACUGGGUUGGGCUUGCCACCAGCUGGAGGCUCUGCCAGCAGGGGUGGGGAUCCUUUCAGGUCUCCAGCCUGUUUUUUUUCCAUUGGUUCAAAUCCAAAAAGCCCAAGGAGUCGGGAGCAUGAGCGUUCCCAGCGGCAUCUUGCCCACAGGAAAUAGGGGCUCUCCCUCCCUCAGCCUGGCUAGACCUCAGCGUUUCCGGGAGAGCCUGAGCUCUCUGUCCUCUGAAUUGAAUGCCCUUAGAGCUAAAGAGAAAGUGCUGGUGUUCCCUGCGCUCCUAAUCCACACCUUGAGGACAGCACAGGAUACUCUGUGGUGACACAGAGUGAUCCCCGCCCUGACCUGUGUGCCCAGGCUGGGCACCGCCUCCUGCUUCUGCACCG
Molecule: messenger RNA, 1718 nt
Organism: Octodon degus (degu)
Lineage: Eukaryota; Metazoa; Chordata; Mammalia; Rodentia; Octodontidae
Product: POM121-like protein 2
Exons: 1
Coding region: 1-1494 (497 amino acids)
Source: RefSeq, a predicted model, not a curated record